This is a messenger RNA of Acanthosepion pharaonis, 1356 nucleotides long. Lineage: Eukaryota; Metazoa; Mollusca; Cephalopoda; Sepiida; Sepiidae. The record is from the annotation of a GenBank genome assembly.
AUGUCAACUCGUAAUAAGACAGCUUCAUCGCACGAUAAAAGAAGCCCGCAUGCCCUCAAAAUGGCGCGUGAAACGAUGACGUCCGAUCGACGGAGUAUGCGAAUUGGCGGGUUCGGGCAAUUCUUUGGAUGCGCAUGCGUGGCGUGUACACGCGCUACCUUACAAAAUAAUUUGCCUCUAAAUAUCUUCUAUCUAUCUAUCUAUCUAUCUAUUCAUCUAUCCACGUUCUUCUUUUCUUAUCUAUCUAUCUAUCUAUCUAUCUAUCUAUCUCACGUUUCUUCUUCCCAUAUCUAUCUAUCUAUCUAUCUAUCUAUCCACGUCUUCUUUCUUUCAUUCUUUCUAUCUAUCUAUCUAUCUAUCCAUCUAUCUAUCUAUCUAUUCACGUCUUCUUUCUUUCUAUCUAUCUAUCUAUCUAUCUAUCUAUCUAUCUAUCUAUCUAUCAUCUAUCCUCUAUCUAUCUAUCUAUCCACGUCUUCUUUCUUUCAUUUUUCAUUCUUUCUAUCUAUCUAUCUAUCUAUCUAUCUAUCUCUAUCCAUCUAUCUUCUAUCUAUCUUUCUAUCUAUCCCAGUCCCUCCUCUAUCUCUAUCUAUCUAUCUAUCUAUCUAUCUAUCUAUCUAUCUAUCUAUCUAUCCCAGUCCCUCACUCUAUCUAUCUAGGUCUCUAUUCUUCAUCAUCUAUCUAUCUAUCUAUCUAUCUAUCUAUUUCCACGUCUUCUUUCUUUUCUUUCAUGAUUCUUUUCUUCAUCUAUCUCUAUCUAUCUAUCUAUCUAUCUAUUCACGUCUUCUUUCUUUCAUUCAUCUAUCUAUCUAUCUAUAUCUAUCUAUCUAUCUAUCCCAGUCUUCUUUUCUUUCAUUCUUUCUAUCUAUCUAUCUAUCUAUCUAUCUAUCUAUUCUAUUCUUUCAUUCUAUCUAUCUAUUCAUUUGUCUUCUUUCUUUUCUUUUCUAUCUAUCUAUCUAUCUAUCUAUCUAUCUAUCUAUCUAUCUAUCCCAGUCCUCUCUCACUCUAUCUAUCUAUCUAUCUAUCUAUCUAUCUAUCUAUCUAUCUAUCCCAGUCUCUUUCUCUCACUCUAUCUAUCUAUCUAUCUAUCUAUCUAUCUAUCUAUCUAUCUAUCUCUAUCCAUCUAUCUAUCUAUCUAUCCCAGUCUCUAUCUAUCUAUCCCAUUCAUCAUCAUCUAUCUAUCUAUCUAUCUAUCUAUCUAUCUAUCUAUCUAUCUAUCCCAGUAUCUAUCUAUCUAUCUAUCUAUCUAUCUAUCUAUCUAUCUAUCCCUAUUUUAAUCUAUCUAUCUAUCUAUCUAUCUAUCUAUCUAUCUGUGUGUGUGUGCAUUUUAUAUAUAUUUUAUAUGCGCGAUAUCAGUGA